AUGGAUGUCAGUGCAGAGUCAGGGAAACGCCCCACCACGGUAAGCUAGGGUUGCUGUAGAAAUACAUACAUUAUGAUAGAAUGCGUAUGUCUAUGCUUGUUUGCAUAACUUACAAUAUAACUAUUGUUGUUCUCUUUAGACUGGAGGACACGACUUUGAAAAGGAGCUGUCGUUAUCAUAUACCCUUCACGAGACAGACAGUGGCAUAAUUUCCUUACAGGUUUUGGAGUUUAAAACAAGUCUUCAUGAAGCAGUGGAAGAACUACAUAUUCACAGGGUACUGUGAUUUAUAAAGAUCCUUCAAAUAUCUCUUGAUGUUAUGGUAACAUAAAGAUAGAUAAUAACUUUCUACAUUCUCUGAAAUUGUUACAGGAAUUAUAACAUAAAACAAAAUCCUUAUUUUCAGGAAUGUCUCCACAAUAACAACUUCCUCUUCAUCCCAUUGUUUACCAGGAAGAGCUCAGACACUUACGGCUCUAUUUGGUCAAGUCAUGAGGAACUGGGGAGUGUAAUUUCGUAGGAGGUAUAUUAUGAGUUUUCAGAGGAAGCUCACAGCCCUUUUUGGCCAUCUGGACACAAGCCAGCUGUAGUUGCACAUCUGAACGGGGUCAUGCAAGCAAAGACCUGGUGAAUUAAUGUAUUUGCUUAUAAAAAGGGUACCCCGUAGCAAGCACUUUAAACCUGACACUGGACAUGUUUAAAGGUUAUAAGAGGAAAAUAAACUAUUGGCUCUCACAUUUUAUUGUUAUUACCAUGUUUCUGGGACAAAAACAUUUAAUCAAUAUGAUCCUCAGGCAUGCCGUUAAAGUAACACUUUGUAGUUCUUUGGUUUAUUGGUGUGAUGUUAAAAGCAUAGGAUGUCAUGUCAGACUAUCUUGCGCCGGCCAAAUUCCAUCACAUUUGUUUUCAUAUACAUUGUGAAGAUGGAAUAGUGGCAAAUACUUUUAACUACACCUAUUUAAAAUUAUAAUAUGGAUGUUUAGGGGCAUGAAGUUAAAGUUUGGGCAUCUCAUUGAUCUGCCUGCAUUCCCACUCCAGGCUUAAUCCAUGUGUUUUUAUGCCCUGACUAUGAAGAGAUUAAAUGAAAACCAAUGGCAGGCAUUUAUCUGAUUUUAGAAUACUGUGUUGUGAAUUUUCACAUAAUAGGGUGAUUCACAUACUGUAUUCAGAUUGCAUAUGGGAUAGGCCUGAUAUUUACAGUGUGUUGUGGCUCAGGCCUUAUUUGAUCUAUGUUGCUUCUUUUGAUUUACUUAGAUAACCAAGUUUAAUAGCCUAUUUACUGGGCUUGCCCCCCAUCAAAUCAUUAUUCCUCUGCAAACUAACAGCUUUAUCUUGUGUGCACUUUUCGAGUAUGCCAUGCUGGUAGCAUAGUUUAAUGGGAACUUAUAAAUAAACUCCAUGAGCCAACUCCCACACGCAUAUUAAAAAGUCCCUAGAUCUAGGAAAGCAAUUGACUUUUACCUGCCUUCCAGGGCCGAGGGAGGAUGAGGAUGGCUUUGCACUAAAUAUCACCACUCUAAUGUACCGCUACUUCCCCAAAGAACUACUGAAACUCAAUUCAUAGUUGAGCCUCCCUCUUUGAAUGUAUUCUGUGGACCGUAUAAAACUCCAUCUUUAAGAAAAAUAUAUUGGUAUUUUUCAUUAUAUUACUUCAAUGCUAAGAAUACUGUACUACUACUUUGAAAUCUGUGAGAUUUGCUAUGUAUUUCUAAUAUUUGUAUUGUCUUUUUGCUUCAGGAGGCUGAAACUCGGUAUGAAGAGCAGAUUAGUAAACUUGUAUUGGAGAAGCAGGAAUUAGAAUGGCAGAAGGUACCUAGUUAGACUAGUUGUUGCCUAGUUAGGCUAGUUGAAUGAGACAGCUGCAAAUAUUUGACAUUUACAUUUUAGUCAUUUAGCAGACGCUCUUAUCCAGAGCGACUUACAGUUAGUGAGUGCAUACAUUAUUAUUAUUUUUUUUUAAUACUGGAAUCGAACCCACAACCCUGGCAUUACAAAUGCCAUGCUCUACCAACUGAGCUACAUCCCUGCCGGCCAUUCCCUCCCCUACCCUGGACGACGCUGGGCCAAUUGUGCGCCGCCCCAUGGGUCUCCCGGUCGCGGCCGGCUACGACAGAGCCUGGAUUCGAACCAGGAUCUCUAGUGGCACAGCUAGCACUGCAAUGCAGUGCCUUAGACCACUGCGCCACUCGGGAGGACAUUGACUAAUGCUUUACUCAUUAUUGUCAGUGUGCUUGCGUAAGAUAGCUAAUUAAGAAUAUCUCACAAAUGACGAGAGAAUAACAAUUAUUAAAUUAUUUAUCAGUUCACCUCUGGAAUUAUUUUCUGAGUUAAUGUAAUUCCUUAUUUUUUGUAGGAAUCCCUUCAACAUCAAAUUGACAACAUGGCAAAUCAACAUAUGGAGUCUCUUGCCAAUGUUAAAAAACAGGUGAUUUUCUCAGUCUCCAUUUUUCCGAUUGGGCGUAGCAAAAUCAUAUAAUAUGUUGCUGCAGUGCUCAUUUCCUACUGUGUAAGGGAAAGUAGGAAAGGCACAUACGAUCAACCUUUACGAUGGCGAAUGUGCAUAAAUUCAGAAUUGUUUUAGCACUGCCCACAUCGUUUUUAAACUACGGCGCGCCACAUGGUUCAAUGUGCCAGUAAAUCAGCACAAUUUACUUUUUAGUUUUUUCAAAUUGCCGCUGUCUUGGAGCUAGUAUUGGGAUCAUGUAUACUGUGCUAAUGACAAUACAAAAAAAGUAACGGAGAGCAAUGUACAAUAUGGCAAACUUAGCAAAUUAAGCAUUUGUGGUAAGUACAUGGGGACCGCCGUCUUUAUGCACCUUCGCCAUUGAUGUAUGUGGAUGUCUGGUGAAGGAAAAACAAUGUAACCAGCUUUAAUUUUUUGUUGAAAUGAUGUCCAACUUUACUUUAUAGUUUGGUGACAUUUGUUUCUGAUAUCAUGAUCAUAAUAGUUUUGCAAUCUGUUUAAAUUUUCUCCCCUUAAUUAAGUUUCAGUCCAAAAUCAGAGGGGUUGAAGGUGAAAAGGUAUGAUACACUUUAAUUAUCUUCUUUUAUUGAUAGUCUUUUUUUCUGACCUUUUUCUCAACAUACUGUGACACUAAAGGUCAUUGUUUCAUAUUGUUUUGUUGGAAUGCAGUAAUUCAGUGAUGCAGAAAUUACAUUACUGAGUUUAGUUUAGACUUAACAAAUACAAUCUAUUCUAUUUAUUCUAAUAAACUAAACAAUUCUAUUCUGUGGCAAUGUUCCUUUGAAGGGAAAGCACCAGCUGACAGCCGAGUUAAAGGACAAGGAGAUCAACAGUCUGAAGGAGGAACUGAAAUUGUUGCAGGUAACGUUUCUAGAAAACACACACACCCAGAGGGAGCGGGACACCUCUCCAUUCCCCCCUGUUCGUCCCAUUUGGAGGCUAUGGGUGAAGCGCUAUCCCGCCGUUGACCUUCUGAGUUGGGGUGUGUGUGGAAUAGACACUGGGGUGAGACAGCUAAGGUGAUAUACGGCAGUCGCCAUGGUCCACUGCAUUUACAACCUAACCCUGGGAUUGGGCAAUAACGGCUCUUUUUGAUAUUUUAUUUUGUAGUAUUAUAAUGGACUUCUUGGUAAUAUUAUGGCACAAUUGUGUUGACUUUAUUUUAUGUCCUAUCUUAAACCAUUUUAAUUCCAUGUGUUUGUAUUGUGAGUUAAAUUCUUAAGAGUUUGUGUUUCUAUUGAAUGUUAUUUGCACGUGUGUGAGGCUUUGGUUAUUCUAUAACAUUUCCCUGAAAGUCUGCACUGUAGUUGUCAUGAAAUCUUGAUGAAAAACAUAACCGUCUUUUUACUACUGUUUUACAGUUGUUCAAGUACAGUUUGGAGAAGAAAUUAAGCGAGCUGGUAAGGAUUCCAAUUAUAUAAAUUGUUGACGGGGGAGAGUGGGAGUGGGCGGAAUGAAAGAGGAGGAUGAGGAGAGGGAAUGGUUCAUCAGGAGUAACGGAUAGGGAGUGUGUGACACUUGAACCGCCAGUGCAGCCGAGAAAAUAUCACUAUUAAAAUAUUUUAUAACUGAGCCUCGCUCUGUUUAACCUUCCAGUGGCUAGGAAAAAAUGUGUCUUGAUACAGACAAUCAAACAAUAAUGACAGCGAUGAACAAUAAAAGGCUCUCAGGCAUGUGUCAAGUUGACUCCUUAUCUCUAGGAGGGGAGCUGGCGGCCAAGAUGUUAAACAAAGGUCCUCUCAGCCCAAAGUGACAGCAAACUCUUUCCCAGUGUCCUCCUCCUUUGUGGUAGCUGACUGAGGAAAAUCAUACCAAUCCUGACCAUUCUACUGAGAGAACCUAGUACUGCUUAUUACAGGAGCAAAAGCUGCAGCUGCAGACCCAGACCAAAGACAGCCACCUGAACCAACUGGGGGAGGUGGAGAAGAGGUUUGGGGCUCUCUCCAGACAGUGUGCCAUGGUCAAGCAGGCCCACGAGAAGCUGGAGCAAAACGGUAUGCCCGCCACAGCCAUGCCCACUAACACAUUUAGACAGUGUAUUUUAUGUAACACUUAAGUUGCUCUCAUACCAUUGCAAAGCAACUUAAAGGUGCAAUAUGUAACUUUUUGGGCGACCUGACAAAAUUCCCAUAGAAAUGGGAGUUAUAGAUCUGUCAUUCGGAAUGAAAGCAAGUCUAAGAAGCGGUAGAUCUGUUCUAUGUGCGCAAUUUCUAUGCAUCCCGUUUUUAGGUUUAAUUUUUGCUUCUUUUACUUUCGGUUUUGUACACCAGCUUCCAACAGCUGAAAACACAAUAUUUUGGUUUAUGGAAAAGAUACUUCACAGCGGUUUAGAUGGUACAAUGAUUCUCUAAACUAUUCUUGCUUGUUUUGUCACAUAAAUUAGGCGAACUAUUAGAAUUUUAGCAACCAGGAAAUGGCAGAGCGAUUUCUGCAUCUUUAAUGUAAAGUGUUAGUUACCAUAUGUUUUAAAAUCAAGACUUUCCCCAAGACUAACAGAUAUUCACCAGUACGGUGGUGGCCUUUUUUUAAUCUGAGAAACCUCAGCGUGUUUUGUUAUUGUGAUGUCUGAUAACAGUGGCAGGCCAUACAUUAUCAGGUAGCCAUAGCCAUUCUUGUCUGACAUUUAACCAGUAACUCUGUUGUACUUAUAUCGCCUUGUUUUUAAAAAUAUGUUAAUCUUUUGCCACUAAUCCAUAGUAUCACUAUUUAUGUAAAGUGGUGAUACAGUUACGGUGGGGCCAGCAGUUGCUGUUAAUUUAAAGGAGAUAGGAUUAAUUUGUCUGCCUUGUGGAGUUAGUCUGGAAAUUGUUACACUUUUCCAUGUGCAGUAAAGAAAGUAGCUACACAUAAAUCCCAGAAAUAUUUCAUUUGGUCAACAAUUACAUUAUUUAGUUAAUUAAUUAUUUUAGUUCAGAAAGCUUCCAUUUGUGAACUCUUGAUCCCUUUUACAGUUGAAGAUGCCAUGAGACUCAAUAAGAAACUAACUUCUGUGAAUAGAAAACAAGAGUCUACAAUCAUCUCCUUAAAACAGGUGAGACAUGAUUUAAAUAUGAAUUUUAAAAUGUGUGUUACAUCAUCAGAGAAUACAGAUUGCUGUGUAGAGGGUAAGAUUGGGGAGAGCAGGCAGUACCUGGGGGUGUAACUCAAAUAUUUCCCUGCCAAGGAGAUCAAAGAAGACCAUAUAUAAUUGCUGUGCGGUAUCUCUGUAAUAGAAAUGUACAGCAUGCACAGUGCUAAAUGGAAUAGUGAUCUGUUAAGUGGCAGAGACUGAAGGUUACACAUAUUUUACAAUGACAGUUUUCUUACUGUUCCAUCUUAUGGAUGUGGAUCUGAGUUUUGGGGUUGAUAACCAUGUGAGUAUCCCACUUUGUAAGUUAAGGCACUCAUAUGUUACUUUCUUCGUCAAGGAUGUGGAGGAACUUAAUAACAAGCUUAUUAAGGCCAAAGUGCCAUCCGUGGGUAGCUCUGAAGAGAACUGCAACCUCACAGUCAAAGAGCAAAACAUACAGCAACUUCAACACAGACUGCAUGUGGUAAAAGUUAUUUUUCUGGAUAUAUAGCAGGGCAUUCAUUGUUAUCUUAAUUUACUUGAAUUAAAUGUUAAUAGUUACAUUAUUUUUCAGGAAACAGCAAUGAAUAAAAAACUCAGAGAUGAGCAUACAACUGAAAGAAAUGGAAAAAAGGUCAGUAUCAAUUUCCCCCCACACAUAGCAUAGUGUAUUACAUAUCCAACCCCUUUCCCCCCAAUUACCCCAUAAUAAUGUGGGUUGCUCGAUGGGUUGAAAAUGUUAAAAGGUUACAUUUGAUGAAUUUGGGGAAAGUGUGUCAGUGUAAAAUAAAGGGGGUUGGCUUGUGGGGGUUGCGAGAGGGGGAUAUCCAUGCAUGUCAGGCAAGCGGUUGUGCUGUAUGUCAUUAACACAGACCCCACCCCCUUUGUGUGUGUGUGUGUGUAUGUGUGUGUGUGUAUGUGUGUGUGUUCAGGAGGUGAUGAACUCCCUGCAGCUUACCCAGCAGCUUCUGCUGACACAGACUCAGGCUGUGAGCCGAGUGGAGCUGGAGCUUCAAGCACAGCGAGAGGAGUACCAGGUCAGGACUUUUAGCAAUUAUUAGUUUCUCCUAGUUUCUAACAAACAAACUAAGCUAAAGUAAAGGGUGCUUUUAUAUUUUUUGAUUAAAAAAAGGGUUUGUUUAUAUAUUCAUAAUACAAAUGUUAUUCUGCUCUAUGACAACUUAUAGCAUGUUUUAUUACACCCAUGACUUAUAAGGGAAUUGAAAGAGAAAAGGUGUAUGAUACAUUUUCUGAAAAUAUAACAAUUUGAAAAGUUUGAUUUAAAUGAACAGAUUGUACAUGGUUAAAUACAAAACGGUAGAAUAAAAACACUUCCUCUUAGUCACAGAACAAAGGUUUCUUACACCAUUUAAAUGAUUAUGGAGUGAAGUUAUACAAGGACAGAAAUAAAUGAUGGUGCUUACAGCACCUAAAGAUGAUGGAGUGUAUUGUAGAUCACACUUUGCACAAUAGUACACACAAAGUGCAACUGAAUGAUAGUGUGUUUAUUCUGUGUUUAAAGACACCUCUCUUAUUGUCUUUUACUCACUCCUCUUCCACGUUUUAAUUCACCUUCAUUCAUUUAUUAAAAUCAUUAUUAAAAUGACACAACCCAACUGAUUUGUAUUAGCUUCUCUGUCUGUUUAAAACCCUCUGUCCAGGUUAAAUAAACACAUAAAAACGUAUUAUUGCAUUAAAAAUCUCUCGGGUGAUUAAUUUUAUUGCAGGCCCUUAAAAGAGAACACGAAGUGAUCCAAGAGAAGACCCAGGAAAAAGAAGACAGAUUCACUCAUCUGAUGGAGGAGUACAAAAACUGUAGAAUGAUCUGGGAAAAUGAGGUAUCAUUGAAUAUUGUAAAAUACGGUUGAAAAUAUGUUGUUGUGAUGUACUGGACACAUGUAUUCAAUGGACAAAGGCUCUCUUGUGAUGUAAAACUAAACUAGACAUGGUAUAUUUACAGUGCAUUCGGAAAGUAUUCAGACCCCUUGACUUUUUCCACAUUUUGUUACAUUACAGCCUUAUUCUAAAAUUAUUUAAAUUGUUUUUUUCCCUCAUCAAUCUACACACAAUACCCCAUAAUGACAAAGCAAAAACAGGUUUUUAAUGUUUGCAAAUGUAUAUAAAAAAAAAAAAACUGAAUAACACAUUUACAUAAGUAUUCAGACCCUUUACUCAGUACUUUGUUGAAGCACCUUUGGCAGCGAUUACAGCCUCAAGUCUUCUUGGGUAUGACGCUACAAGCUUGGCACACCUGUAUUUGGGGAGUUUCUCCCAUUCUUCUCUGCAUAUCCUCUCAAGCUCUCUCAGGUUGGAUGGGGAGCGUCGCUGCACAGCUAUUUUCAGGUCUCUCCAGAGAUGUUUGAUCCGGUUCAAGUCCGGGCUCUGGCUGGGCAACUCAAGGACAUUCAGAGACUUGUCCUGAAGCCACUUCUGUGUUGUCUUGGCUGUGUGCUUAGGGUCGUUGUCCUGUUGGAAGGUGAACCUUCGCCUGAAGGUUCACUCUGGAGCAGGUUUUCAUUAAGGAUCUCUCAGUACUUUUCUCCGUUCAUCUUUCUCUCGAUACUGACUCGUCUCCCAGUCCCUGCCGCUGAAAAACAUCCCCACAGCAUGAUGCAGCCACCACCAUGCUUCACCGUAGGGAUGGUGCCAGGUUUCCUCCAGACGUAACGCUUGGCAUUCAGGCCAAAGAGUUCAAUCUUGGUUUCAUCAGACCAGAGAAUCUUGUUUCUCAUAGUCUGAGAGUCCUUUAGCUGCCUUUUGGCAAACUCCAAGCGGGCAGUCAUGUGCCUUUUUACUGAGGAGUGGCUUCCGUCUGGCCACUCUACAAUAAAGGACUGCUUGGUGGAGUGCUGCAGAGAUGGUUGUCUUUCUGGAAGGUUCUCCAAUCUCCACAGAAGAACUCUGGAGCUCUGUCAGAGUGACAGAGUUUUGGUCACCUACCUGAACAAGGCCCUUCUCCCCUGAUUGCUCAGUUUGGUCGGGAGGCCAGCUCUAGGAAGAGUCUUGGUGGUUCCAAACUUCUUCCAUUUAAGAAUGAUGGAGGCCACUGUGUUCUUGGGGACCUUCAAUGCUGCAGAAAUAUUUUGGUACCCUUCCCUAGAUCUGUGCCUUGACACAAUCCUGUCUCGGAGCCAUACGGAAAAUUCCUUCGACCUCAUAGCUUAGUUUUUGCUCUGACAUGCACUGUCAACUGUGUGACCUUAUAUAGACAGGUGUGUGCCUUUCCAAAUCAUGUCCAAUCAAUUGAAUUUACCACAGGUGGACUCCAAUCAAGUUAUAGAAACAUCAAGGAUGAUCAAUGGAAACAGGAUGCACCUGAGCUUUUCUAAAAACCUGUUUUCGCUUUGGCAUUAUGGGAUAUUGUGUGUAGAUUAAUUAGGAUUAUAUAAAUAAAUAAAAUAAGGCUGUAACGUAACAAAAUGUGGAAAAAGUCAAGGAGUCUGAAUACUUUCCGAAUGCACUGUAUGUGUUAUUAUUUCACAUAGCUAUCUGAACACACUAUUAAAGUGUUACAUUAUUUUUGUAUUGCAUGUGCUUAAACAGAAACUGAUGUUACAAGAGAGGAUCCAGUCAGAGCACCAAGACCUGAGAUCUGUAAAGGAGGCUUAUAACCACCUUCAUGAGCAACACACAGAACUAUCAUCCCGUGCUAUACUGCAAGCAGAACACAUACAGGGACUAGAGGUGGGACAGCAACAUCAAAAUAGGAGAUAUGCAUGCUGAUAUACAAUGCUGAUUAAUAACAGAAAGGCCUAUGUUUAAUUGCAGUAUUUCAGCCUCACACCAUGAAUAACUCAAUAACACUAUGUUGUCUGUUAUGAUUCACUUAUACAGAGUGGGAUGAAGGACUAUGUUAAAGACAACGGGAAUCCAAUGGGUGAAAACAGAGAUCAAUCCGCUAUGGAUGAAUAUGUCUCAAAGGACGUUUGUAGAGUGGACACAAUUGUAGUGGAUGAAGAGGCUCAAACAGCGGAAAGUGACUCUAGACAGGAGAAUCUAGAUGUUACAGAUGUGUCAGGUAAUGUGAUCCACUUCAAUUGCAUGAUAAAUUAUCAUUGUUUUAAAAUGAAUUGCAGAUUUAAUUGUGGCAUUGAUGUAGGUGCAAUGAAUGUAAUUUUUUUAUUAGCAAAUGUAUUAUUGAUGUUGUUUGGCUAUGUGAUUUACCUACACAGACCAAAGCAGGGAAGUCGGUCCAUCCUGUUGUUCGGAGACUGUGAUUGAUGACUCUCCACAGAUAGCCCACUGUAAGGUUAUCGACAGUGUACAGGCCACCCAUGGUUCCAAUCCAGAUCGGUCCACAGACGUAGAGGGAGGUGGAAAGAGCUGUCAGGGUGAAGACAAGCCUAGCUCGGUGCUCCAGCCACCAGCAGGAAAUCUGAAGGAGUUGACCUCGCUCCAGUCUGGAUCUGCAGACGGUCCGACCACGGUCACAGACAUGGUCCAUGUGCGGAGUAUUUGCGGAAUAGGAGAAGGUCAGUCAGCUGACUCAAACAACAAACGUAACUCCAGUGAUUUCAAUGAUCCAGUCUGCAGUUUGAUUAAUAAUGUCUGCUCAUCCAGCAAUGUCCAUCUGAGCGACAAAAGUGACUCUAUGAGUGGGCUAUCUGGCUCUGAGAACAGGUCUGUUUAUGGUGCGCUAAACAGUGACCCAGUGGCUGGAGGAACAAGGGAUGGAGAGCAAAAACAGAGUGUGUAUAUGCCAGAGAUGACAACCAGCCAGACAUUUAAUAAACACAGAGGCAGACAGAAAAGCACAUCAUCAUUUCAGGACAUUGACCCAGUCCAAGCGGUGACCCCAUUGGCAGUCUCACAGUCAGAUCCAUACAACUUUCUCCUUCAGAAGGUCGUUGAAAUCCAUGUAAUAAGAUGUCACACGCCAGAGGUCAAUGAGGUCAACAUCCUUCCAGAGUCACAUAGCAGCUUAUUACCAGCCUCAGCCCAACAACACAGCAACACACACAUUGAGAAUCCGACAGAACAAGAGACAACCGGAACAUAUUGUCUUCCAUCACAGCCCCUGAACCUGCCACAGCAAAUCAAUCCCCAUGGUGUUGUUGCACAGGACUGUGCUCAGUCUGACUGUAAUAUUGGAACCAUGGAGCCUGAGGACAAGCAUGAACAACCAGCUAGAGACUGUGUGCCAGUGACUGAGGAUGCACUCUAUCCUAACUGUCAGGAAACCUUACCAGAGAGUGGAGCUCUCGAUGUGAGCCCUGAUGCUCGAACCCAUGGAGAUCCUGAACAACCAUCUCCAAUGGCUAUGGAUUCACCACAGUCUGAGAGGGUUCAUGAAGGCCACUGCUCUAACUCUACAGUGGAGGAGAAGUUGAGACCACAACAUGCCAAUGACAAAGAUACUGAAGUUAAGCACAACAACCCAGCAACCUCCAAACCCCCAAGCGAUGAGACAGAUCUCUCCCCCAAAAGCAAUAAUUCAAAACAAUCUGGCCUGCUGAAAGCUGAGGAGAAGAUAUCUGAAACCAUUGACUUUUCGUUUCUAGCAAGCAACAAAAGAUAUCGAUCAUCAUUUGAGUUAACUGCAGAGAAAAGGGACAUACAUUCCAGGAACAUGCACAGCAUCGCAAUUAGUCAAAGUGCCCACGACAGCAGGCCUACAACCCCUACAUGCCAGAUAUCCCCAGUGUCUGACCUGAAAACCAAACUGUCCUCUGGAUUCCAAGAGCCUCCUUCUCCAUUCACAAUACCCAUCUUUCUAAAGGGCAAGCAAAACGCCAGAGGUGAGUGAGGCAAUCAUUUAGAGUACUCUAGUGUAAAGAUAAAUUAUGGUAUUUUCAAAUAAUCUUUCUUGUUUUGGGGCUUCAUGAUUGCCUCCCUGAGAUUGGCAUACCUGCAUUUUAAUAAAAUUAAUCAGAUUGGCUUCCAUUCCCUGUUUGGAAUUCAGAUCCUUCAGUGAUGACUAGGUCUGCAGACUCGCAGAACCCUCCCAGCUUCCCGACGUCCCACAAGAGAGAUCAUCAAGGGGAAUGGAACACCAUUAGAGAGACGUUUUAUGAAAUGUCAGCAGAAAAAGUGAGUUGAUAUACAGUAUCUAAGGAGCAGGAGGGAAAACCCUAGUGAGCUAAACUCACAGCUAUGCAGAGCAAUGAAGUUAAAAAGUGUGCUUCAAGUUGAUUUCCAUUUCCAAAAACGUUUCAGCAGGGUGGAAUGAGGUUGAUAGUCUCAGUGUAUUCAUCACGUAGAGCAGGGGUGUCGAACUCAUUUUUCCCCGGAGCCCGCAUUCGGUCUUCAACGAGGGCGGAGGGCCGCACUGAUUUUGUUUUAUAUUUCCUUGCCGUCAAAAAAUGCAAAGAAUAGUCCUCUAUCCAUAGUUUGGGGAAUUGUCGAUGCUCCAUGACUGUCUAGUGAUUAUUAGUGAGCUGAAUGAAUAUAGGGCCAUUAUCAUUUCUACACAGUUUCGAUUUUAAUGUAUACUGAACAAAAAUAUGAACGCAGCAUGUAAAGUGUUCGUCCCAUGUUUCAUGAGCUGAAAUAAAAGAUCCCAGAUAUAUUCCAUACGCACAAAAAGCUUAUUUCUCAAAAGUGUUGUGCACAAAUUUGUUUACAUCCCUGUUAGUGAGAAUUUAUCCUUUGCCAAGAUAAUCUAUCCACCUGACAGGUGUGGCAUAUCAAGAAGCUGAUUAAACAGCAUGAUCAUUACACAGGUACACCUUGUGCUGGGGACAAUAAAAGGCCACUCUAAAAUGUGCAGUUUUGUCACACAACACAAUGCCACAGAUGUCUCAAGUUUUGAGGGAGCGUGCAAUUGGCAUGCUGGCUGCAGGAAUGUCCACCAGAGCUGUUGCCAGAGAAUUGAAUGUUCAUUUCUCUACCAACGUCGUUUUAGAAAAUUUGGCAGUACGUCCAACCGCCUCACAACCGCAGCCCACUUGUAACCAAGCCACCCCAAGACCUCCACAUCUGGCUUCUUCACUUGCUGAAUCGUCUGAGUGGGGAGGGGGUGCUGAGGAGUAUUUCUGUCUGUAAUAAAGCCCUUUGGUGGGGAAAAACUCAUUCUGAUUGGCUGGGCCUGGCUCCCCAGUGGGUGGGCUUGGCUCCCAAGUGGAUAGGCCUAUGCCCUUCCAGGCCCACCCAUGGCUGCGCCCCUGGCCAGUCAUGUGAAUUCCAUAGAUUAGGGCCUAAUUUAUUUAUUUCCAUUGACUGAUUUCCUUAUAUGAACUUUAACUCAGUAAAAUCUUUGAAAUUGUUGCAUGUUGCGUUUAUAUUUUUGUUCAGUGUAUAUUGAGUUUGUACCCCUCCCCCGGAUUGGACCCCUGGCCCGCGAGCCGUAUUUUUGACACCUUAUCUCGACUCUGAAGGGAUAGAUUGGUAGACGGGAUCAACCAUGCUUGGGAUUGUCUACAAUGUUGAAUCAACUCUUCCUUAUAUGUUUAUAGGGAACCCUGAGGCAUAUCUGUGACAGAAAACAGUCCAAACUAUUGCAGAUCAUUGUUUCCUGUAAACCUUUUUUGUCUUUUGUAUCCAAGCCUCUGAGUUGAGGGUCACAGAGAUGCUUCUGUUGAGGGGUGGGAUUUUCAACAUAUAAAACUCACAUAGCUAGAUAGAGAAUGGAUUGGCUGUGGGAAUAGGCUACCUAAUGAUACUUUGCUACCUCUCCUCACUCACUCACUCUCUCGUCACAGUCAUCGCAUCGUGUCAGUCUGCUGUUUAUCAGAGCCAGGUGCUGUAAAUUGAGAGAGAAAUAACCAAGCAUGUCUAAUGUAUGAGGGGAAAGACCCUCAAUACAGUAAGGGGACAAUUGCAACAAAUUGGAUCUAUUAUUUAAGGCCAGAUGGCUCAUAACAUUGUAUUUAUUAUAAACAGCAAGGCACAAAGGUGAAAGAUAGCAGCAGUGGAAUGCUAUAGGGCAGGGGUGUUCAACCAGGGGUACUGUGGUUGAACAGGAGCAUAUCUUCUCUCUAAUGAUGUCAACUUUAUUUCUCAACUCAAUUUAUUUCUCAAUUACACUCAUUGGAGCUAAUUACACUCACUGGAGUAUCUGACAUAGGCUUUGAAGAAUCACCCGUGAGUACCAGUCGCGGCAAGUGCCGCUGACUGCUGGUAAGCUUGCUUGACUUAGGGCUCUAUUCAAUCCGUAUCGUGGAAGUACCUUUACAUUUCUAUUGUGCAGCAAUACUGAUUGAAUAGAGCCCUUAAUACGUUUUUGCCAACACAUGGCAAACUUUUGUUUAACCAGCUGAACAGCUGCUAUUAGCGAAAAUGUGUUUGGAGUUACCUUUUUAUCUAAUAUGUAUCAGGACUGAGGAUAAGACCCAGAUGCAGACAGUUUGAAUCACAGAUGUUUAUUACGGCAGGCAGGCUCAGGGUCAGGGCAGGCAGAAUGGUCAGAAAUCCAAGGCAGCUUUUAAACAGGUACAGAACGGCAGGCAGGCUCAGGGUCAGGGCAGGCAGAAUGGUCAGAACUGGGAGGACUAGAAAACAGAAACUAGAAAAGCUCGAAAACGGGAAAACAUGCUGGUAAGCGUUGACGGGACAAGACGAACUGGCAACAGAAAAACAGAAAACACUGGUAUAAAUACACAGGGGAUAAUGGGGACAAAUGGGAGAUACCUGGUGGGGGGUGGAGACAAGCACAAGACAGGUGAAACAGAUCAGGCCGUGAUAAUAUGCUACGUAAGAGUUUACACUUCCUCUUCCAAUUAUUAUGCGGGGAGGUCAAAAUAAUGAAAAACUAUCUACCAAAUCGAUUCAUUUUAAAAUGUUGAUUACUUCUCCUUGCCAUUUACUUAUUUUGCUAACAUAUGAGGGGGUCCCUGGGUCGCCGGUUUGCCUGGGUGUGGGUUGAAGACCCCUGUUAAAGGGAUAUACUGUACAUUUUCACAGUGAUGAACUGUAGGCUAUUGUGUUCAUUUCUGCAGGAGAGCAGAGAUCACAUCCCAGUCAGCUCUGCUUUACCUAUCAUCACGAACCCUUCCUCUAUGGGCAGCAGCAGGUUGUGGCAGGACUACCCCAGGACCAUCUCCUCUCCAUGUCACCCCAGCUUCAGCAGAGGGACUGCUUCUGAGGCUUUCCCACCCAGCUCACAGGACGACGAGGAGUCACAGCAAUCCAACAUCAGAGCCCAAAUUGCUAAAAUAGAGCCGUUCCUGUGCUCCGCGAGGUUGAGACUCCCAAAGAAACGCAAAAUGGAUGAAAUUGAAACUAUGCAGUUGUAA
Coregonus sp. 'balchen' is the source of this 14686-nucleotide messenger RNA. Lineage: Eukaryota; Metazoa; Chordata; Actinopteri; Salmoniformes; Salmonidae. The record is from the annotation of a GenBank genome assembly.